Messenger RNA from Betta splendens (Siamese fighting fish), 2973 nucleotides. It is a transcript of the gene serinc2l, whose product is annotated as serine incorporator 2, like. The transcript has 10 exons. NCBI's taxonomy places the organism in Eukaryota, Metazoa, Chordata, Actinopteri, Anabantiformes, Osphronemidae. The record is from RefSeq and is a predicted model, not a curated record. Gene Ontology annotation, cellular component: membrane. The coding region runs from base 98 to 1465 and encodes 455 amino acids.
ACGCAAACCUGCUUCCGUCGUUUAUGUGCUUUAACAGACAGUGAAAGGCAACGGGUCUUAACAUUUCUCAGCAUCAUAUUAGCGUUUUAAUGUAAACAUGGGCGCUUGUCUGGCCUUGUGUUCCUUAGCCAGCUGUGCCUCAUGUCUGUGUGGCUCAGCACCAUGCCUACUGUGUGGGUGCUGUCCCUCUUCCAAUAACUCUACUGUUACACGCCUGGUCUUCUCCUUCUUUCUGCUGCUGGGAACCAUGGUAUCCGUAAUAAUGAUCCUUCCUGGGAUGGAGACACAACUCCGCAAAAUUCCUGGAUUUUGCCAAGGAGGAUCUACUAUACCUGGAUUUGAAAACAAAGUUAACUGCGAUGUCAUAGUGGGCUACAAGUCUGUGUACCGCAUGUGCUUCGCCAUGACUUGCUUCUUCUUUUUGUUCUCCGCCAUAAUGAUACGUGUCCGUAGCAGCAAAGAUCCACGGGCAGCCAUUCAAAACGGGUUUUGGUUCUUUAAAUUUCUGAUCCUCAUUGGGAUUACAGUGGGAGCGUUUUUCAUCCCAGAUGGAACAUUUAAUACAGUGUGGUUUUACUUUGGAGCAGUGGGAUCUUUCAUCUUUAUUAUCAUCCAGCUUAUUCUCCUCAUUGACUUUGCCCAUUCCUGGAACAAAGUGUGGGUGGAAAAAGCUGAAAACAGUAACAACAAAUGCUGGUUUGCAGGUCUGCUGUCUUUUACCUUCCUCUAUUAUGCCCUGGCCUUUACUGCUGUGGUGCUUUUCUACGUGUACUACACAAAGCCUGAUGAUUGCACUGAGCACAAGGUCUUCAUCAGCCUAAACCUCAUCUUUUGCGUCAUAGUUUCCGUCGUCUCCAUUUUGCCCAAGAUACAGGAAGUCAAUCCAUACUCUGGUCUGCUCCAGGCUUCCCUUAUUUCUCUCUACACUAUGUAUGUCACUUGGUCUGCAAUGACUAACAAUCCAGAUCGCAAUUGUAACCCCAGCCUACUGAGUCUAGUGUCCAACAUCAGCACCACUGCACCCUCUGGUGAUGGCACCACAGGACCCGUGCAGUGGUGGGACGCCCAGGGAAUUGUUGGUUUGGUCAUCUUCCUCUUCUGCACUCUCUAUGCAAGCAUUCGUUCAUCAAGUAACAGCCAGGUUAACAAGCUGAUGCAGACACAGGAGGGUGGGGAGUCAGGUGAAGAGGGUGUGUUGGGAGAGGAUGGCAUACGCAGGGCCAUUGACAAUGAGGAGGAGGGAGUCACUUACAGUUACUCCUUCUUCCACUUCCAUCUCUGCCUGGCUUCUUUGUACAUCAUGAUGACUCUCACCAACUGGUACCAACCAGACACCACCACCCAGGCCAUGAAGAGCACUAUGCCAGCUGUGUGGGUGAAGAUGAGCUCCAGCUGGCUUGGCCUUGGGCUCUACCUCUGGACCCUCAUUGCCCCUCUCAUCUUCCCUGAUAGGGAUUUCAGCUGAGUUGGUCUUUUACCUGUAUAUUUUUCUGUGUUCUGUUUACGUUCCUGGGCAUGUUUAAAGACCCCCCCCCCACCCAUUUUCAUUUAAAUGCCUCUACUGCUUUUGUUUUUUGACUGUUCUCAGUAUAUGCAGUGUGAUAAUCACCUUAGUGAUUGUGUAGUUUUGUCGUUGAAAGAUUCAGCUGUAUGUUGUGACUCACCUUAAAUGCUCUCUACUUUGCCUAAUGUAAUAUUAUCAUAGGAACUGUGUUUCUGCUGAAUUUUCUUUAUUGGGCUGUCAAAACGACUGCCAGCAACAGGGCACUUUCUCAGUACCUCAGAAGUUUUAUCUACAGAUUCCUAUUUGAAGGCAUGUGAGAUCUGAUCGGCCAGGUCUGGAAUCCCUCUGAUUAGCUGAACUUUAUUUAGCACCAGGGCAAUGAGGGUAGCCCAACUUAUGAGCCCCAAAGUAAGGUGAGUGUGAGCCCUAGAUAAGACUAACAGGCCGCGCCCUGCACAUGAUAGCAGGGUUUCCCUUUUGCUGCUAGUCUAUAUGCAAAUUUACGUCACUGGACUUUGAGUUCAAAAAGACAACCGGUCUAAUCUCAGCUCUUCCUCACAUAGUCCUUGUUUAAGGUAUUUAAUCUCCGGUGCUAUGCCUCUCCUCGUCUGACUGUGUUUGGCUUUAUACAGCCACAAGUAUCAGUCUGUGCUAUUCUAGUGGUGUUUUUAUAGCAGGGAGACGUCCACUAAUACAUAGAAGUUAGCAUCGUUGCAUGUUCAGGUUAUUGUGGUUUAGUUGAUGGCAGGAAUUUCAGACAACUUCUGCUCUCACUACCACAAUGUCACGAUGAUUUCAGAAUGUUUUUUGCUUAAAAGUAAAAAAGGGAUAUUUAAGUGUUGUACACAACAAUAAUGGAACAUUGGUGAGUGAUUAAUUGCUGUUAAAUGGUGUUAAGUUUGAUAUUAUAUUGAUGGUUGUAAUAGUGGUCCAGUAAUUUUAUGCAUCAUUUAGUGGUUACCUCAAUUCUGAUAUGAAGAGAAUGUGUUAAAAUCAUCCCUAUUUUUUUAUAAGAAUCAUUUUGGUACAAUCCUGCAAAUGUUAUCUUUUGUCUGUUGUGUUCCUCUCACACAUUGCUGUGCCCACGCAUAUGAAUCAUAGUUCCUGUUUCUCUGGCUGCACAUAGAGAUUGUGAAUGAAGUCUUUCAUUGUUGCCGUAAAUAGAAAUCUUUUUAAAAAUAUAUGAAUACCUUAUCAAAAAUGUCAAACAUUUUACCCAUACAACAUUACUAAGGGUCCUAAUUGGGUAUAUGUGCUAGUAAGUGGUCAUAAUGUAAUAUUUCAAAAUACUAUCAAGUGCCUUUUUGUAGUCUUUUCAAAAGGGUGUCACUACUGCUGUCAAGUGGCUUGUUACACCUUGCCUUACACAGUGUGGUGAGUCAGCCAUUGCAUGACAUAUUGGUAUAUGCCAAAACCAUGAAUAAUUAAUGUAUGAUCACAAUUUCUAAUAAAGUCCAUUUCAACUCUGA